UUGGUAUCAUUAAGGUUUGGAGUAAUCAGAAUGGUGUUGAAGUUGUUAACAUUAAAGUUUGGAGUAGUCAGAGUGGUGCUAGAGUCAGUAGCACUAAGAAUUAUGUUUCAAGUACUUUUACUCUUUAUGUAUUCCCACUCCACUCACAAUUACUUACCAAAGUGCUUCCAUGUCUUUGA
Molecule: messenger RNA, 179 nt
Organism: Dentiscutata heterogama
Lineage: Eukaryota; Fungi; Glomeromycota; Glomeromycetes; Diversisporales; Gigasporaceae
Source: the annotation of a GenBank genome assembly